Messenger RNA from Penicillium nucicola, 1248 nucleotides. RefSeq names its product serine/threonine-protein phosphatase 2A activator. Bases 1 to 1248 code for a protein of 415 amino acids. The record is from RefSeq and is a predicted model, not a curated record. NCBI's taxonomy places the organism in Eukaryota, Fungi, Ascomycota, Eurotiomycetes, Eurotiales, Aspergillaceae. Gene Ontology annotation, biological process: mitotic spindle organization. The transcript has a single exon. Gene Ontology annotation, molecular function: protein tyrosine phosphatase activator activity; peptidyl-prolyl cis-trans isomerase activity. Gene Ontology annotation, cellular component: nucleus; cytoplasm; protein phosphatase type 2A complex.
AUGGCAUCACAGAUCUCCCCCGGGAAGCUUGAUCUUUCCAAGAAACUUUCAGACUUGCGGUCAACCGACCGCCGGCCACAGACCAACGCUCGAGACCCCACUCCAUUAACCCCUCCUCUCCCCUCGCCGCCAGACCUCUCCGCCCAUCAGUACCGCCAACCAAUCCGUCGCAUUCUGUCCCCCAAGGAUCAUGAACUCUUCCUCUCCUCAUCUACAUACAAACUAGUCCUUGCAUUUGUCUUCGGCCUGACUGACUCCGUCCGUGGGCACUCCGUUCCGGACCUCCAAAAAAAGCCCCAGUCCGAAUCCAUCUCCAAGAUCUUCGCAGUCGUCACUCAGAUCCGAGCCCUCUUGACCAGGAACCCUGCAAUUGAUCAGGGUGGAUCUCGAUUUGGCAAUCCCGCCUUCCGUACAUUGUUCGACGAUGUUGCCGCCCAGAGCGCAUCAUGGCAUACCAAUAUUUUGGGGCUGAAAGACAACGCAGCCACCGAGGAGGCGUCUACAUAUCUCAUCAACUCUCUGGGCUCAAAAGACCGCAUAGACUACGGCUCAGGACAUGAAUUGAAUUUCAUGAUGUGGCUACUAUGUCUGUACCAGCUCGGUCUUCUCCCCGCCUCGGACUUCCCUGCCGUGGUGGUCAAGGUCUAUAUCGAAUACAUGCAUCUCAUGCGUGAAAUCCAAUCGACUUACUACCUGGAACCUGCUGGUUCCCACGGUGUGUGGGGUCUGGACGAUUACCACUUCCUCCCGUUCUUGUUUGGCGCCAGUCAAUUAGUCGGCCAUGGAUAUAUCACGCCCUUGGGAAUCCAUAAUACAGCCACUCUAGAUGAGGAAGGAGAUAAUUAUCUUUAUCUGGACCAGGUCCGCUGGGUGGACAGUGUGAAGACCGUCAAGGGUCUACGCUGGCACAGUCCCAUGCUGGACGAUAUCUCUGGAGCCAAAAACUGGUUCAAGGUCGAGAGUGGCAUGAAGAAGAUGUUUGUCAAGGAAGUCCUUGGAAAGCUACCCAUCAUGCAGCACUUCUUAUUUGGAAGUCUCUUGGCUCCUGCUGAAGGCAUGAGUGACCCCUCAGGAUACGACCAUGAGCAUGAAGGCCACGACCAUGCCCACGAUCAUGGACAUGGACAUGACAGUGCCGACUGGUUCGGUGACUGCUGUGGUAUCAAGGUACCCAGUACCGUGGCUGCGGGGGCUGAGAUGCGCAAGCGUAUGGGUGGAUCCAACUUGCGCCCAAUUCCUUUUGAUUAA